Messenger RNA from Octopus bimaculoides (California two-spot octopus), 2531 nucleotides. RefSeq lists its product as uncharacterized. Lineage: Eukaryota; Metazoa; Mollusca; Cephalopoda; Octopoda; Octopodidae. The record is from RefSeq and is a predicted model, not a curated record.
UACACACACACACACACACACACAUACAAAAACACUCAUACAUAUAUAUGAGAGAGUAACAUAUAUUUGUAGACCAGUGUGUAUGUGUGUGCAUGCAUGUGUGUUUGUGUGUGUGUGUGUAGCUGGAUCUCUGCACUAUUCCCUCAGCACCGAUUCCACACUCAUUGGCUUCCACCAACUCCAGUAUCCAGUACGUAACUACGUCUAACAACAUGAAUAGAACUGUUUGUAGAAUAGGAGUGAAGGGUGUGUAUGAGUGAGUGCAUGCGUGUAUAUAUAUCUAUAUACAUAUAUACACAUAUAUAUAUACAUAUAUAUAUAUACAUAUAUAUAUAUAUAUAUAUAUAUAUAUAUAUAUAUAUAUAUAUAUAUAUAUAUAUAUAUAUACAUAUAUAUGUAUGUAUGUAUGCAUAUAUAUAAAUGCAUGUGUGUGUCUUUUAGAGUGUAUAAGUACAAGUGCUUGCAUGUAAGUAUUUCAAAAAUAUGAACCGCAGAGUAAAACAAGUCACUUCCCACUCUCUAGAGUACCACACACACACACACACGCAUAUAGAUAUCUCUCACUGACAUGCACACAUACUCACAUACAUACACACCCAUCUAAACUUCUUAUUCUAUGACUCUUUCACCCCUGUUGGCCUUUUCUCACCUAUACCCUGUCUGAAAACAUCUUAUGAGGGUCUUUAGCAACAAAACCAGACUCAGACAGCAGACACACAUUUACAACGAUUACUAAAGAAAGCCAUUCAACUCCUCAGUAUUUCCAUGUGGUAUGACAGAAGUGAUGAAUCUCAGGAUUGGGACUCAAAGAACAGAUUCUAGAAAAAUAACAAUACAUAUACCAUCAGAAUCUUCAGGAAAAUGAACUCGUCAAGGUCUUCAAUUUGUAGUUUGACCAGUAAAAAGCUAAAUGUUGUCACACUUUAUAAUCUCUCUCCUUAUGACAAAAAAGGUAGAGACCGGGCGCAAGAAGCUGCCAGGAUACUUUUACUAAAUGCUCUCAAAAUGGAACCAAAUGUUCAUGAAAUAUUCUUUGCAGACACAAAACCAAAUCCUUUAUAUCAAGAAAUUGAUCAGACAAUUUUCUCACUAUCAAAUUUGUCCACGGCCAUCACUGCUGAUGUAAUCAGCAGACAUAAAGAUGAGUUUCGUUUCCACACAACCAUUCGACGGACUGAAGUGAAUAAGAGUUUAAAUGAAAUCUAUUCGGGGUUGGCUUGGAAAAAACUUGGUUUUUGCCUCUAUACACUUGUCUACCCACAAGUUGUAAAAGAAUCUUCCAGAAUAUGUUUCAAAGACUUUGUGGACAAUGGUGGGACUAAAUGGGCUGAGAAUUUGCUACAGUGGCUGAAGCAACCUGAGUGGACCCGACUUAUAAUGAAACGAAUCAUCACUGGACAGUGCAGUGAAGAACAAUACAACAUAGAGAUGAACAAUCUGUUUGUUAAAUUCCAUCUUCUCGACCCUGCCUAUGUGAUACAAACAUAUUACUUUCUGAAUCAACAAAAAGCUUUACCUCAGGUCCAUCUUGAGCUCGUGACCCGUAACUACUUGGGAGGGGCUUUUGACUGGACCCUGUUCAAAGAAGAGAUCAGCCGAGCAAUCCGUGUCCCUUCUCCAUUUGACAUGUCAUCUCGGCUCAGCCUCGAUUUAAAUGAUGUCUUUUAUGGUGUUAAAGUUGAUGAGUUUAUUGUGACAGAAUGCCGGAAUAUUGGUGUGUGGAAUGGGAAAAGGCCCCAUAACCGUCAAAUGCUGCGUUUGAAGGACCGAUGUGUACUUAUGUAAGAUAAAAACAUUAAAUAACCAUUUGUAACAGAGUGGUUUCAAUAUUGGACAGCUGGCACAAGGUUUGCAAUUCUAUACAUCUAUUGCUACUAUUUGUUCAUUCAUUUUGUUGCCUUUUUUCUAUGUCAGCAUGGGUUAGAUGGAUAUAUUAUUGAGGCAUUAUUUUGCAGCUAGAUGCCCUUCCUGUCACUAACCCUAAUCUGUUUUUCAAGUAAAAGAUCUCUUAUUCUACGAAGCUUCAAAAGCAUUGUAUAAUGGUAACAGUUAUAGUAAUGACCAUUUUACUGACCAAUAAAAUAUCUAGCAACAAGUAUAAACAUCUGUAAUGAAAAACUCAUCUCAAUAUUGAUAUUGGUGCCUUGAUGACUUUGAUGUAAGUGGAGUUUUACGAAUUAAUUUUGAUGGAAACUUUCAAAAAAUUAACUGGAAUUCAUUUUAGAAAUAUCAGAAACAGUUUUUAGAAUGAAAUAAACACAAAUAGUGUGGACUGAAAUAGGAUUUUUAUUUUUUGCCAUCAGGAAAAAAAAAAAAAUUGAAUACUGAUUGACAAAUAGUUUUAUACGAAGUUAACUUGGUGCAUAUAUAGAGAGUUUCUUUGGACAAGGGUGGCCAAAAAAUAAUUAAAAAAAAAAAACAGUAAUUGUCUUGAUAUCACAUUUCUUAAAAAAAAAAAAAAUGAGUGUUCCAAUUAGAACAAUUGUUGAUGUCUACAGAGCUUAUCUUUAGGCAUCUUUCUAGAAAGGAAU